AUGGAGGGUUUCGAUACCAUGGCCAUGCCGCCGUACCUGGCAAGUCCUUUGUCGCUCGGAAAUCUCCAGGGCACCGACUACCUGAAUGCCAUGCCCGGAUUGGACUUACCUGAUCAUCGCUCCAACUUUGAUUCCGAGACGUUCGUCAGCGAUGAUCUCACUUUUGCCCCGGCUAAUCUCCCACACUCACUGAAACGCUUCCCCUCGGGAUACGAAGACCCGUUCAACGAAAUGGUCGCUCCGUUUGACCCUGCGCCGCCGGAACAACCCCAGGAUUCGUCCAUCGAUCACAACAAUAAGCUCCUGGGAUUCUCGCUACCGAUAUAUAAUUUUACCCUGCUGGAAUAUUCGAUGCGGCGAACCUCAUUAUCGGUGUCGGCGCAAUUGCACGGAAUGUUCUUCCUGGCCGAAUCCCCCUACACGACCUCUCCGUCCGAGACCGCCCCGCCCCAACAGGGUGCCGAGUUGACCUGCUACCGCCGUAAUUUAUUCCAGAUCACUGGCUCGGUUACUCUCCCUCGAGGGAUGCGCUACAUCAUGACCGAUCAAGGUGACCGAAUUCCGAUUCUGGCGCAAGAGCUCAUCGUGUCGGCCACCGAGUCAGUCGAAGGAAACCCUGUCAAGAUCAUCUCCGUGCCAUGGAAAACCCCUUCUGCAGCGGCUGCUAAUUCCGGCGCGGCGCUCGAGGAUAACCAGGCGAGUGGUGCCAAGGUCGAGAAGGAGCCCCCUCCCAUCCCACUGGACAUCAUGGCGGGUCAGGAUCUGGACACCGACUAUGCCACUUUUCCCAUUGCUUGGAAACGCUUGCAGUUCCGCGUUGCGACCGCAAAUAAUGGGCGCCGGAAGGAGUUGCAGCAACAUUUCGUAGUCCGGUUGAAGGUGGUCGCGACCUUGUCCACCGGCGCCAAGAUCCCCAUCUCGGAGGUGCAGUCGGGUCCUGUCAUCGUCCGUGGCCGCAGCCCGCGCAACUUUCAAUCCCGAAAGGAUCUCCCGCUCAGUGGCAGUGCCGCUGCGUCGCGAAAGAAUACCCAGGCGAACGCGUCGGGUGCUGCCCUCCACCGAACCCCGACAAAUGAGUCCGUUCCUCGCCGUGCAAGUGUGACCCCAGCCAAAACGAAGCCAUCCGCCGUCCAAAGCAGCUCCCCUGAGACAACCUCGGUGCCACCCCCGAGCAUGAUUCAACAGCCCCAAGCAACGCCGGAUUGGACGCCCAUCCCGCAGUCAGCCUCAAAUACCGUCUUGCCCCACGCACAGCAGUCUCUUUUCUCUCAAUCCAGUCCGGAACAUCUCUCCCAGGCCCCCGAUGUGCAGCGCCGUGUGAGCACCGCAACUGCCGCAGCCGCCGCUCCGAUUAAUUUGUCACUGUUGGAUGAGGAGGAUGGCGGCGAAUCCAAUCUCCACCUGGACCACACCAUGGGACCGCUCUACCCGGCCAACGAAAUGCCGCAGCCGCGGUCGGCAAGCAUCGAUCAUUCCGCUCCGCCCGCGAAGAUGCGCAAAGUGUCUCAUGGCAUCGGACAAACCCCGUCCCGGAGCGCCACAUCUCUUCCGCUGCUGGAGACUGCCAACCUGCCCCAGCAAUUUGCGUCCUCUCUUCCCUUUCCGAAUGAAAGUGCCGACCUUCUCUACGAGUAUUUUCCUCUCGGGCUGGACGAUUGGCAGGCUCCUGUCGAUGCUGUCUACCGACCCCACGUCGUCCAUCAUACCAACAUGCCUGAGAUGAAGUUCGUGGCUUCCCGCGGUCGCAGCAAACGAUACUUUGCCGCUGAGGAUGUCUUCUAG
Molecule: messenger RNA, 1782 nt
Organism: Penicillium alfredii
Lineage: Eukaryota; Fungi; Ascomycota; Eurotiomycetes; Eurotiales; Aspergillaceae
Product: NDT80/PhoG-like DNA-binding family protein
Exons: 2
Coding region: 1-1782 (593 amino acids)
Biological process (GO): meiotic cell cycle; positive regulation of transcription by RNA polymerase II
Cellular component (GO): nuclear chromosome
Molecular function (GO): DNA binding; DNA-binding transcription factor activity
Source: RefSeq, a predicted model, not a curated record